Messenger RNA from Cladophialophora psammophila CBS 110553, 291 nucleotides. RefSeq lists its product as uncharacterized. The record is from RefSeq and is a predicted model, not a curated record. Lineage: Eukaryota; Fungi; Ascomycota; Eurotiomycetes; Chaetothyriales; Herpotrichiellaceae. The coding region runs from base 1 to 291 and encodes 96 amino acids. The transcript has a single exon.
AUGCCUACCCACCUCUCCGUCGCCGACGGUGCGGUCGCCAAAGACGGCCUGGCCGAGGGCGAAGCGGCGCAGUACGAGGCCCUCAAGCGCUCCGUGCUCGCCGAGCAGGAGCGCCAGAGGCAGGCGGAACGCGAGAGGCGGGUGAAUCUGGGCCUGCCGCCUGAGAUGACGCGGGAGGAGAAGAAGGAAGCGAGACGAGAGAAGAAGGGGAGGAAGAAACAGAAGGACAAGGAGAAAAGCAAGGGAGGCGGGCGGAGGAGGGUGCUGGGGAUGUUGUGUUUUGGCGCCUAG